This is a messenger RNA of Erinaceus europaeus (western European hedgehog), 2206 nucleotides long. It is a transcript of the gene GATA2, whose product is annotated as GATA binding protein 2. Gene Ontology annotation, molecular function: DNA-binding transcription factor activity, RNA polymerase II-specific; RNA polymerase II cis-regulatory region sequence-specific DNA binding; zinc ion binding. Bases 352 to 1788 code for a protein of 478 amino acids. The record is from RefSeq and is a predicted model, not a curated record. Gene Ontology annotation, cellular component: nucleus. Gene Ontology annotation, biological process: positive regulation of transcription by RNA polymerase II; positive regulation of angiogenesis; positive regulation of miRNA transcription. The transcript has 7 exons. NCBI's taxonomy places the organism in Eukaryota, Metazoa, Chordata, Mammalia, Eulipotyphla, Erinaceidae.
AGUGGUGUCCUACUCCCCACUCCGGCUGUCCCCCUGCAACAGAAUCGGACCCGGAGCAUCAUGCGGGCCCUGGGCAAGCAGCCCCGGCCCUGCUGUUGAGGUCGCCGUUCAGACCCCGCUGCCGCCAGUGCACCCUGCUCAGCUCAGGCCUGUCCGCCCGCCCGGGGGCGCCGCCUGCCGCAUCUCGCUUGGAGCGGAGCUGGCGCCAGGGCGGCCGGCGAUGCCGAGGGGCCGCAGCCGGGCGGGCCCGGGGCCGAGGCGCGCGCUGCCCCCCGCUCCCGCCGCCUGAGCCCCGCCGCGCCGCGCGCUCUCCCUGCAGCGCUGCCAUUACCGGAGGCCCCACUGCCGGCCAUGGAGGUGGCUCCCGAGCAGCCGCGCUGGAUGGCGCACCCCGCCGUGCUGAACGCGCAGCACCCUGACUCGCACCACCCGGGCCUGGCGCACAACUACAUGGAGCCGGCCCAGCUGCUGCCCCCCGACGAGGUGGACGUCUUCUUCAACCACCUGGACUCGCAGGGCAACCCUUACUAUGCCAACCCGGCCCACGCGCGAGCGCGCGUCUCCUACAGCCCCGCACACGCCCGCCUGACAGGUGGCCAGAUGUGCCGCCCUCACUUGUUGCACAGCCCCGGGCUGCCCUGGCUGGAUGGGGGCAAAGCCGCGCUGUCCGCAGCACACCACCACAACCCCUGGACCGUCAGCCCCUUCUCCAAGACUCCACUGCACCCCUCAGCCGCCGGGGGCCCCGCAGGCCCCCUCUCCGUGUACCCAGGGGCCGGGGGUGGCAGCGGGGGUGGCAGCGGGAGCUCGGUGGCCUCCCUCACCCCCACUGCUGCCCACUCGGGCUCCCACCUCUUCGGCUUCCCCCCCACACCACCCAAAGAAGUGUCCCCGGACCCCAGCGCCACCGGGGCAGCGUCCCCGGCCUCCUCUUCUGCCGGGGGUAGUGCAGCCCGCGGGGAGGACAAGGACGGCGUCAAGUACCAGGUGUCACUGACCGAGAGCAUGAAGAUGGAGAGCAGCAGCCCUCUGCGUCCGGGCCUGGCUGCCAUGGGCACCCAGCCCGCCACACAUCACCCUAUCCCCACCUACCCCUCCUACGUGCCCGCCGCAGCUCACGACUACAGCAGUGGACUCUUCCACCCGGGAGGCUUCCUGGGUGGCCCUGCCUCCAGCUUCACCCCCAAGCAGCGCAGCAAGGCACGCUCCUGUUCAGAAGGCCGGGAGUGUGUCAACUGUGGGGCCACAGCCACUCCUCUCUGGCGGCGAGACGGCACCGGCCACUAUCUGUGCAACGCCUGCGGACUCUACCACAAGAUGAACGGGCAGAACCGGCCACUCAUCAAGCCCAAGCGGAGACUGUCGGCCGCCAGGAGAGCGGGCACCUGUUGUGCAAAUUGUCAGACGACAACCACCACCUUAUGGCGCCGCAACGCCAACGGGGACCCAGUGUGCAACGCCUGUGGCCUCUACUACAAGCUGCACAAUGUGAACCGGCCGCUGACCAUGAAGAAGGAGGGGAUACAGACUCGGAACCGGAAGAUGUCCAACAAGUCCAAGAAGAGCAAGAAGGGUGCCGAGUGCUUUGAGGAGCUGACCAAGUGCAUGCAGGACAAGUCUUCACCCUUCAGCGCCGCCGCCCUGGCUGGACACAUGGCGCCUGUGGGUCACCUCCCGCCCUUCAGCCACUCGGGACACAUCUUGCCCACGCCGACGCCCAUUCACCCCUCCUCCAGCCUCACCUUUGGCCACCCCCACCCGUCCAGCAUGGUGACCGCCAUGGGCUAGGGGCAGGCCCUGGCCAGCAGACAGACAGACACGGCACCCCUGGAGGCUGGGUGCUGGAACCCAGGAUGGGUAGACGGAACCCUGAGCUGCCCACCCCUCCCUGGACUGAGGCCACCCCGACCGCCUGCGGGGGCCCCACGCUGCCCUGCGGGCCCCUACUGUGAAGACUCCCACCCCUCUCUGGGCCCGGUGCUGCCCAGGCAGGGUGGCCAUCAUGGACAAUUUGGGGGGCGGAGAGCAGAAAGGACAGCUUUAUCAGGACAAAGGAAGGGGGUAGGGGAAAAGCAAAGGAAAGAAUGUGGAGAAGGAAAAAGGAGUUGACAAAAAAAUACAUAAUAAUUUAUUUUGCUCCUGUGGCUAGGUAACAAGGACUGGGAGAUUUCAGGGGGGCAGCUGCCUACUGUCCACCCCCCCCCCA